Penicillium verrucosum is the source of this 732-nucleotide messenger RNA. RefSeq lists its product as uncharacterized. The record is from RefSeq and is a predicted model, not a curated record. Bases 1 to 732 code for a protein of 243 amino acids. The transcript is spliced from 3 exons. NCBI's taxonomy places the organism in Eukaryota, Fungi, Ascomycota, Eurotiomycetes, Eurotiales, Aspergillaceae.
AUGACCGUCCCAGAUCGCGUAGGGAAGACGAUCGUUCUCGAGGAAGAUGAUGACGAGGAGGACGAGUUCAUCCCGAGAAUUCUGAAUAUCUACGAAGACUUCGAGAACGUUGGUUCCACGGAGCCCUACUGGGUCGAGCAACACAUGGGUUAUGUGUUCCUGCCAAAGUCGUCACCGGGAAACAUCCGCAAUUACAUAGUAGGGGAGUCGACGGUUGCAGGUGCUACAGUGCCGGGUAAUGUGGAGAUCGCGGAGAUCUACAAAACUGGAGACGCUGUGGCUAUCUCUUCCUUCCCAGAUAGAGUCAUACUAUGCCCCGAACUUGUAACGGAUGACACGCCCUGGAGGGCCUCGCUUGAUAGAACCUCUUAUGUUGACCCCACAAAUCCCGAAAAUGACGACUUUCUUCUCGAAGAUGUUAUGCCAAAAAGUGCCAUGACGUUGCACGAGUUGGCCCAUCUCGUCACGGCAUGGUGUUUGGAUGAGGAUGACCAGAAAGACAUGGUGGGAGAUGUGACAUAUGAGUCCAACUUGGGCCCCGCUAAUGCACUAGACGAGGUCCUCUGGCUUACAGGUAGGGGAUUCCAUACCACAGAUGGAACACCUGUGGACAGCUUCGUGGCUACGAUGAAUGCGCAAACGUACGCCUACUUUGCUGUGGCAUACUGGUAUUUUCUGCAGGAAUGGGUGGUAAAAAACGGGCUUCAUUCUUUAAUAGAAGGCCUAGAUUAG